AUGCUGGUGACCUAUUUGGAAGCCAGCCGGGAUCUUUGCGAGACGGACUCAAUUCUUUUUGGAGCCGCGCUGGCAGUCUGCCGUAUCAUAGGCGCCAAGGUUUCCACGGCUGGACGCGCUACUGGCCAAAGUAGCGAUAUCCCAGCAUGGAGAAGAAGAAUUGAGGAACGUAUCGCAAAGGCUAGAGCUCGCAUCGGCAGACUGAUAUGCUUUAGAUCAGGCAAUAACAGGCCAAGAAUUGUGCGCACCGUCAGGAUGGCGUUUGCUGGGACAAAUUUCAGCUUGUCCCAGCCGGAUAUAACGCAAAAACUGACGGAGCGCAUAGAUGAUCUGAAGCAGAGAAGCGCUGCUUGGGGAAAGCGGAUUCGGCGAUAUACCAAAAGGUCGACACGGUUCAACCAGAAUCAUCUCUUCCAGAGUGAUCAGAAGAGGCUCUAUGAAUCAUUGGAGCAACCAAUAAUAAGUGGAACGGGCCCUGCACCGAAUCAGGCCGACAAUGUAGCAUUCUGGCGUGGCCUGUGGUCAGAGCCCGUAAACCACAGCGAGGGCCCUUGGACGGAAGUUAUGGCGAGUCAGUGUGAGGGUAUAACGCCCAUGGACCCCGUCAUUAUAACACCGGAUGAUGUAGCUGAGGCGGUCCGUAGGGCCCCGAACUGGAAAAGUCCGGGACUCGACGGGCUGCAUCACUACUGGCUGAAGGGGUUCGUGGUGUGUCUCACUGUGCUCGCCCGACAGUUUCAAGAGGCUCUCAACCAGAAGUCGCUCCCCAGCCUCUUUACUACUAGGAUCACCCAUUCGGUUCCUAAAGACCAGGGUACCACAGACUCGAGCAAAUACCGCCCCAUCACGUGUCUACCGACCAUAUACAAGACACUAACAUCUAUUUUGUUCAGUCCUUUUUCGUCCGAGAACGCAACGCGAGCGGACGUGUGUCGCGUCGCUCUAAAAAUUGUACUUAAGUAA
Parnassius apollo (apollo) is the source of this 963-nucleotide messenger RNA. The record is from the annotation of a GenBank genome assembly. NCBI's taxonomy places the organism in Eukaryota, Metazoa, Arthropoda, Insecta, Lepidoptera, Papilionidae.